Messenger RNA from Chenopodium quinoa (quinoa), 1528 nucleotides. Its product is annotated as ATP-dependent RNA helicase eIF4A-like. Lineage: Eukaryota; Viridiplantae; Streptophyta; Magnoliopsida; Caryophyllales; Amaranthaceae. Bases 165 to 782 code for a protein of 205 amino acids. The record is from RefSeq and is a predicted model, not a curated record. The transcript has 8 exons.
UUUACAGAUAACCCUUUACAAAGCGAUCCACUAUAAGCUCGCCCACUAUUGAGUACCGACCCCCACCGACCUACUCAAAAAUCAGCUCCCUAGAAGAAAGCUUAAAGACACGGAGUAUAUAAGUAGGCCAUUAUUCCGGUUUACCGGCAAUCACACUUCGCAAAAUGGCGACUGACACCGGAGAAACCCCUUCGUCACCGUCGCAACCGCCGUCGUAUACAAUCGGGCAACCUCGCCACUUCUACCUCGCCGUCGAUCGCCUCCCUUUCAAAAUGGAGACAUUGGUUGAUUUGCUUGGAGUAGUAGGAAGAAGAUCGGGGCUUCCUAUGGUUCUGUGUUGUAGUUCUCGUGAUGAGCUUGAUGCUGUUUGUUCAACUGUUUCAUCUCUUCCUUACAUUUCUCUCUCCUCAUUGUAUAGUGAUCUUGCUGAAUCAGAUCGUGCACAAAUACUUGAGAAUUUCCGUCAUGCAGUCGUCAAGUGGAACCAAAGUGCUGUAGGGGAUGAAGAUGAGGAAGGGCUCAAGUCUCAUAUGGUAGUUGUGACUGAUGCUUGUCUUCCUAUUGUUUCUAGUGAAUCUCCUCUUCCUGCUCGUAUUCUCAUAAAUUAUGAGUUGCCAGCAAAAAAGGAAAUAUAUAUGAGGCGGAUGGCAGCUUGUUUAGCUUCCGAUGGGAUUGUGAUUAACAUGGUUGUCGGGGGUGAAGUAGUGACUCUUAAGAGCAUUGAAGAAGCCAGUAAUCUUAUCAUUGCUGAGAUGCCUAUACAGGUAUCUGAGAUAUUGUGACAAUAAGUCAGCUCAUCAUUUCAUUGGAUCAUUCAGGAUAAUAUCAGGGGAAUGCUUUUGCUUGGGUCACAAAUCUGGAGAAAUUUAGUACUUGUGAAUGCUGUGAUUAUUUGCUAGUUCAGUGAUUCAAAGAGUCUUUAAUCUCCUAAUGUGUGCCUGGUUUUUCUUGCUAGUAAGGAUAAAACAUUUGUUUUUGGAAUUGUCAUGUGGCGAUUUUUUGGUAGCCGAGACUGUUCAGCUUGGGUAGUGUUUAAUGUCAUUGAGCUGUCCUAUUUGCUAUUCUGGGCUAUUACAUAUGAAAUUUGGAAGGCUUCAAGGGGAAAAAAAUUGGUGGUAGGUUGCUUUCUUUGCUAUUAUGGGAGUUCAGUGAGGGCUUUGGUGAUUAGAGGUCCUUAUUUUUCUUUGGCAUCUUUAUUGAAUUGAGAGGUGCAUUUAGCGUUACUUUAGGCUCAUGGAGUGGUUCCCAGCCCUUGUCCCUUUCUAUUGUAUCGUGUGAUUGGAGUUUUUACCCCUUUUCCUUGAAUUUUGGUGGACUUUGGGUCCUUUUUUUUUUUUUUUUUUUUUAAGAUUUAUCUUCAUACCUAAUACUACUUGAUCUUCCAUCCAGGAUAAUCAGUUGUGUGCUUUAGCAAUGUACUUGUUAGGAGUAGAUUUAAAAUCAAUGAACUUCAGGACUUAAAGGUAGGAUUAAGUUAUUAAAUUUAAUUAAUUAAAUAAAUAAUGUGGAAUGUCUCUUAUGUGGCAAA